Molecule: messenger RNA, 2630 nt
Organism: Aureobasidium subglaciale EXF-2481
Lineage: Eukaryota; Fungi; Ascomycota; Dothideomycetes; Dothideales; Saccotheciaceae
Exons: 3
Coding region: 227-2155 (642 amino acids)
Molecular function (GO): long-chain fatty acid-CoA ligase activity; long-chain fatty acid transmembrane transporter activity
Source: RefSeq, a predicted model, not a curated record
AAGCGCUUGGUCAGUGAAGGUGCCGUUAAGGAUGGCGCCAAUGCUUGCACGUAAUGAUCGGGGUAGGCUCUAGGUAGGUCAAUUAGCAUCGACCGGUUUCUUCUUCACUGCUCAGUGCUCAUCCCAAUUCACUCCUUCUUCGCCAUCAUCAUACUUUUCACGAAUUCAGAGACGCGCCUGUUUGGAAAGCUUAGCAUUCAUAGGUUUGUCGACAAGAGAGACAGAAAUGGCAGGACUACCCUUGAGCAUCGCUGCUCCAGCAGCGGCGGCAGCAUCCAUUGCAUACCUCCGAGCAAAGACCAGUUGGCCCAGCGACUACGCCCUGCUGAAGGCCACACUAGUCGGUGCACUCUACGUCCGAAGCUGUGUCAAGAACGACCGCGUCAAUCUCUUCUACGAACUCGAGAAACACGCCCUGAAUCCAAAGACACGCGACCACUCAUUCCUCGCCAUCCCGCCACACGUCCCCAAGGACAUCGCAACACCAGCCGAUCUGAAGGGUCUACAAGCAGCAGAAUUGAGUUAUGCAAAGGUCUAUGAGACGGUUCUGAAGUUCGCCGCAUGGCUGAAGCAAGAGCAUGGUGUCAAGAAGGGCGAUAUGGUCGCCAUUGACUUUACCAACAAGCCCGAAUUCGUCUAUCUCUGGUUUGCCUUGUUCUCAUUGGGCGCAAAGGCUGCUUUCAUCAACACCAAUCUGAGGGGCAAGGCAUUGCUGCAUUGUGUCAAGGCUUGCGAGGCCAGGCUGCUGGUCGUGGAUCCUGCUAUCGAGGACGCCUUGACCGCCGAAGUCACACAAGAGCUUCAGGGCUCGGUGAAGACAGUCGUGUUGGAUGCCGUCGUUGAGACCAGAAUUGUUGCGACCACGGGCUUGAGAGUGCCUGAUGAAGAGCGCGGAGGCAACCAGAUGACCGACACGGCCGUCCUCAUCUUCACCUCUGGAACCACUGGACUGCCCAAGCCUGCCGUUGUGCCCUGGAAGAAGUUCUUGCUGUCUGGAAAGACUGUGAGCACCUGGCUUGGUAUCAAGUCGACAGACCGUUACUACACUGCAAUGCCUCUCUACCACAGUUCAGCAACCAUUCUCAACAUCUCAGUCGUCCUCCAUGCAGGUGCAACAACAAUUCUCUCUCACCACUUCUCCCCAAAGACUUUCUUCGCCUCCGCCACUGCCUCGAGAGCAACAAUGAUGCAGUAUAUCGGUGAAAUGUGCCGAUACCUCCUCAGCACUCCUCCCUCACCCUUCGACAAGGCUCACAAGAUCCGCCUGGCCUUUGGCAAUGGACUGCGCCCAGACGUCUGGCAAAACUUCAAGGAACGCUUCAACAUCCUCGAGAUUGCAGAGUUCUACUCGGCCACUGAAGCCGUGGGUGGCACUUUUGUCAAGAGCAAGAACAACUUCGGUCUCGGCGCUGUGGGCAGAGCAGGAACAGCAAUCACACUCCUCAUGGGCUCCCAAACCGCAAUCGUAAAACACGACGUCGAAACCGGGGAACCCUACCGCAACGCUACUGGCCUCUGCGAAAGAGUAGGCCCCGAAGAAGCAGGCGAAUACAUCAACGCACUCGACCCCAACAACAUCCGCGACAAAUACGUAGGCUACUACGGCAACCAAAAAGCCUCGGAUUCGAAGAUCCUGCGUGAUGUGUUCAAGAAGGGAGAUGCGUGGUAUCGCUCCGGCGACCUUUUACGCAAAGACUCCCACGGAAGACUGUUCUUCGUCGACAGAAUCGGAGACACCUAUCGCUGGAAGUCUGAAAACGUGUCUACUAAUGAAGUAGCCGAAGCCCUCUCCACUUCUCCUCACAUCGAGGAAAUCAACGUCUACGGUGUUGCUCUGCCCAACCAUGACGGCCGCGCUGGCUGUGCAGCCAUUAUGCUGAAAUCCCCUCCUACUUCUCAAACCAUGAAGGAGAUUGCAGCCCACGCACGGGAAAAGAUGCCCAAGUUUGCGAUUCCCCUGUUUUUGAGGGUGGUUAGGGAGUUUGAGGUUACGGGCACGGCAAAGUAUACCAAACAUGGAUUGAGAGAGCAAGGUGUCGAUCCUGGGAAGACGGGAGAGGAUGGCAUCUUCUGGUUACCUGUAGGCGCGGACAAGUACGAGGAGUUUGGAAAGAGGGAUUGGGAUGGUGUUGUGGGCGGUGGAGUUAAGCUUUGAGCAAACGUCUUUUAUGUCGUGUGCUGAUUCAAGCUGUGUAUCUGUACUAUUACACUUGAUGUCUUUUUCCCUGGCGUCGUUUCCUCUUCAACCCAAAGACCCCCAAAGAACUUCCCUUUUUUCCAAAACACCUCAUUUCUUUAGCAAAAGAUCUUUGAGAGAGCAGCAGCAGCAGCAUCUUCAUCCAAUCCUUGCUUCAUCAUCUCUGUAUGCUGCAACACAGCAUCUGCAAAAAGCACUUCUUGGCUUGUCCCCUCGGUACCCAUAAACAUAUCCCCGACUUCCAGCCUACUCACCUUUUCCAUUGUUCUUGCCGUCCAGACUUGUUCAAAGGAUCCCUUCGUGGGGAAGAGUUUUCCUGGAGCAUUUCCAUGAAACGAGUGUGUGUAUGUUAAUUGGUUGGGUAGAAUAGUGGUGGUGUUUGCAGAGUCCGAAUGAUGCGCGCGUCUAGAGAGAACCACCACUUUCACUUUCG